CAAUAGGUGGCACCAAUGUACGAGAGUGCAUCAGUGCCAAGGAGGAAGCCAGCAGAGGAGACGCUCGUGUUGCUUUACUCGAAACUGCAGCAAGGCAAGGAGGAGCAGACAGACAUGUGGCAGGAGGUCCUUCCCAAUGCCUGGGAGAGCAUCUUGUCCCACAUCAGGUCUUUUCAGAAUUCUCAGAAGAAUGCAGUCCUGGUCCCUGUGGCUGCUGUGGGUGUUGGAGGGAUGCUGGUUUGCUGGCUGAUGUCUAGACGCAAGAUCAAGAGUAUUGAAAUGGGUGAUGGAUGGUGGGGCUCAGGUGAAAAACCUCUAAAAGGGAAAGAAGAUGAAAGCAUCCGCCCCUUCAAGAUUGAAACAUCUGAUGAAGAAAUUGAGGACCUGCACCGCCGCCUCGACCAGGCUCGCUACGCACCUCCGCUGGAAGGGGCAGCCUUCAACUAUGGCUUCAACUCUGACUACCUGCAGAAAGUGGUGGCCUACUGGAGGAACAAGUUUGACUGGCACAAGCAAGUGGAAAUCCUGAACAAGUACCCUCAUUUCCGUACCACCAUCGAAGGGAUUGAUAUCCAUUUUAUCCAUGUGAAGCCCUCCUAUGUCCCUCAUGGAAAAGCUGUUCAGCCUCUCCUGAUGGUCCAUGGCUGGCCUGGUUCUUUCUAUGAGUUCUACAAGAUCAUCCCUCUACUCACGGAUCCAACCAAGCAUGGCCUGGACAGUGGUGAUGUGGUGUUUGAGGUCAUCUGCCCAUCCAUACCAGGCUAUGGCUUCUCAGAGGCACCACACCAGCAAGGUUUUGAUACCCUUGCAACUGCUCGGAUAUUUCACAAGCUGAUGAAGAGACUGGGCUUCAAGGAAUACUACGUACAGGGAGGAGACUGGGGAUCUCGUGUUACAACAAAUAUGUCCCAGAUGCUGCCACAGUCUGUGAAAGGACUUCAUCUGAAUCUCGUCUUCAUUAGCGUACGAGGCUUGAAAAAGGUGAUUCAAGUGAUGCUUGGGACUUACCUACCAUGGCUUGUAGGCUUCACCAGGGAAGAUGUUCGCCGGAUGUACCCUUUCAUGCAGAAGAACGUAUUUGACAUUCUGCGAGAAUCUGGAUACUUACACAUCCAAGCCACCAAACCAGACACUGCAGGUUGUGGAUUGAAUGAUUCCCCUGUGGGGCUUGCUGCAUAUAUUUUGGAGAAAUUCUCUACAUGGACAGAUAAAUCAUUCCUGCGUAAAGAUGAUGGAGGCUUGGAAAGCAAGUAUUCUCUCGAUGACCUUUUGACCAAUGUGAUGAUUUACUGGGUGACAGCAUCUAUUGUGCCCUCAAUGCGAUAUUACAAGGAGAACUUUGCCCAGGACCCUGGCCUUACUGCUGAUUCCAGGGUUGGAGUAUAUGUUCCGACAGCCAUUGCAGCUUUUCCCCAGGAGAUAGCACAUACACCACAGGUCUGGGCAAAGAAUAUCUUCAAGAACAUUGUCCGUUACUCUUACAUGCCGCGUGGAGGGCAUUUUGCUGCCUUUGAAGAACCAAAGCUGCUGGCACAAGACAUCUUCCACUUUGUGAGAAAGGUGGAGCAGCUGUGAACCUGCAGUUUAGAUACACAUAUAGAAUGGAAGCAAGUUGUUCUACCAUCCACAGAAACCUUAGUUUAAGAGAUUAAAUAAACUCAAUACAAUCUCAA
Messenger RNA from Meleagris gallopavo (turkey), 1673 nucleotides. Its product is annotated as epoxide hydrolase 1-like. The record is from RefSeq and is a predicted model, not a curated record. Lineage: Eukaryota; Metazoa; Chordata; Aves; Galliformes; Phasianidae. Gene Ontology annotation, biological process: arachidonate metabolic process; epoxide metabolic process. Gene Ontology annotation, molecular function: epoxide hydrolase activity.